Saccharomyces mikatae IFO 1815 is the source of this 447-nucleotide messenger RNA. It is a transcript of the gene UBC5, whose product is annotated as E2 ubiquitin-conjugating protein UBC5. Gene Ontology annotation, biological process: protein polyubiquitination; ubiquitin-dependent protein catabolic process. The coding region runs from base 1 to 447 and encodes 148 amino acids. Lineage: Eukaryota; Fungi; Ascomycota; Saccharomycetes; Saccharomycetales; Saccharomycetaceae. The record is from RefSeq and is a predicted model, not a curated record. The transcript is spliced from 2 exons. Gene Ontology annotation, molecular function: ubiquitin conjugating enzyme activity. Gene Ontology annotation, cellular component: nucleus.
AUGUCAUCUUCCAAGCGUAUUGCAAAAGAAUUAAGUGAUUUAGGGAGAGAUCCUCCAGCUUCGUGCUCCGCAGGUCCUGUAGGAGAUGACUUGUAUCACUGGCAAGCCUCUAUCAUGGGUCCCUCAGACUCUCCCUAUGCGGGUGGCGUUUUCUUUUUGUCUAUUCAUUUUCCUACUGAUUAUCCCUUUAAACCACCAAAGGUGAAUUUUACGACUAAGAUUUAUCAUCCAAAUAUUAAUUCGAGUGGUAAUAUUUGUCUGGAUAUUUUAAAGGACCAAUGGUCACCGGCGCUAACGCUUUCAAAGGUCCUUUUGUCUGUUUGCUCUCUUUUAACAGACGCUAAUCCAGACGAUCCUUUAGUUCCAGAAAUUGCACAAAUAUACAAGACAGAUAAAGCUAAGUACGAAGCCACCGCUAAGGAAUGGACUAAAAAAUAUGCUGUUUGA